GUGAAGAAAACGGGUUCAAUUUUGUUUUCCAAUAAAUACCCAGAUUCCAGAUAAAAACCCUAACCCUAAAUUCCUCUAAAAGAGAUAUCCUCUCUCACCUCCUGACCGGAUAAGCAACGACAAUCACAAAUGGGUAAGGUUCACGGAUCGUUGGCACGUGCGGGAAAGGUGAGAGGGCAGACCCCAAAGGUGGCCAAGCAAGACAAGAAGAAGAAGCCUAGAGGUCGCGCCUAUAAGCGCAUGCAGUACAACCGCCGUUUCGUUACCGCCGUUGUUGGCUUUGGGAAGAAGCGUGGACCCAACUCUUCAGAGAAGUGAGGCUGGACUCGUUGGAGUCCUGUAUUUUAUGAUGUUUGAAAGUUUGAUGGGAAAAUUAUAUUGAAAAGUUUAUAGCUUCAUUAGCAUCAUAUUGUUCCGACUCAGUUUGGAGCCUUUGUUUUAAGGAAAUUAUUUGUUUUGAAAUAUUUUUUUAAGGAAACUAAAUACUAGAUAUGUUGAUUUCAAA
Durio zibethinus is the source of this 505-nucleotide messenger RNA. RefSeq names its product small ribosomal subunit protein eS30z/eS30y/eS30x. NCBI's taxonomy places the organism in Eukaryota, Viridiplantae, Streptophyta, Magnoliopsida, Malvales, Malvaceae. The record is from RefSeq and is a predicted model, not a curated record. Gene Ontology annotation, molecular function: structural constituent of ribosome. Gene Ontology annotation, cellular component: ribosome; cytosolic small ribosomal subunit. Gene Ontology annotation, biological process: translation.